This is a messenger RNA of Meriones unguiculatus (Mongolian gerbil), 4697 nucleotides long. RefSeq names its product collagen alpha-1(I) chain-like. The record is from RefSeq and is a predicted model, not a curated record. The transcript has 3 exons. The coding region runs from base 1 to 1056 and encodes 351 amino acids. Lineage: Eukaryota; Metazoa; Chordata; Mammalia; Rodentia; Muridae.
AUGGUCCGCCCUGAGCCCGCGGCGGGCGCCCACGAGCGGCUCCGGGGUCUGUGGCUGGCGCUGCGCGGGAGAGUGGCGCGGGCCAGCGGCCCGGGCGCUAAGAGGCGCAGCUCCGGGCCGGGGGAGGGCGGCGGGGGCUCGCCGGACGGGCGGCGGGGCUGGCCAAUGGCGCGGCAGGGGCGGGGCCUCGGCGCAGUUGCGCGCGGUCCGGAGCAGCCGCCGGCCGGCGUCCCGUGGGCUCCGCGGCGAGGAAGCUGGGCUCGGCGCCGUCCCCGGCUCCCGGCUGCGCGCCCGCCGCUCCAGCCGUCUGCUCCCGGGGCGCCAGCGGCACUCUCCCCGGUUCCCACGCCGCCGGACGGGAAGGGCCGCGGCUCUCCAGGCUGCGGGCCGGGCUCGAGGGGCUCCGUCCGGCGGGUCGCGCUGUUGGGGCCGCCUGUGAUGAGAGCGAAGCCGAGGGGAGCCCCGGCUCGGGGUCCCUCCGGGCCGGGUGGAGCGCAGCGGUCCUCCGCAGGGCGCGCUCGGAGCCCGACGCGCAGCCCGCGGAGUCGCCGUUCCGGCGCCCCCGCGCGGGGACCGAAGCCUGUAGCGCUCCGCGGGCCCAGACUGUCCACAGCCCAGUCCCGCCGAGGGCCCCGGAGGCUAGGACAGGGUGCCAGCGUCCCGCGCGGCCUCUGCAGGAUCCGGCCGGCUGCGAGCGGGGAGGGGGCCGAGGCUGCGCUGCGUCCCACGCUCGUCUGUGGGGCUCGGUGCUCGCGCGGGGCGCGGGGUCACCGGCUCGGAGCCCUCUGCGCCGACGGACGGCUUUCCGAGAGCUCCAGGGGUCACCGUGAGAAGGCUCAGCGACCUUCUUCUGACCAAGCACGAGGCCAGCCUCUGCUCUGGGCUGAGCGACCACAUCCAGUCACUCAGCCUGUCUCAGCUUUUGGUCGGCAUGCUGCCGUCUCACACCCCCUGAGAAGGAGCCGGAGUGUGGAGGGUCGAGACAAGGGAAGACAACAUUACGGCAGCUCGUCGCCCUACUGUUAUUGCCAACGGCUUAUUGGGCUCAACUUCUAGGUGUGCAAGCUGAGGUGAGCCAAGUGAAAUGCCAGCUCCCAGGCUGGGCCUUGCCUGGGGACUCCAUCUGUGUCCCCCCCACCCCCGAGUCAUUGUGAGGCAGACGACCGACCGCGCACCUCGCCCUGCUCGCAGACCCCAGGAGGCAGAGACGAACAACGUAGUCCUAAAAAUGAGAGGAUGACACAAACCGAUCAAAGGGGACUGGGACGUUCCCAGCCCAGGGGCGGUGCUUAACACUGUUUCAGAAAAGCAAAGCCGGAGAAUGUACCCAACACAGCAGACCAUCAGGAGUGCAAAACCGCACCGGUGGGUGCCCCUUAGAGAAGGACACCUACCUCUGUGCAAUGGUCCUAUGGCCCGCCAUCUGACCUCACGGUGUGCAUGUCAGGGACCAGCAGGCGGAGGAUUUCCCACCAGCUCCGCAGCUUUCUUCCCCAGCCCAACCCCACAGCUUGGCUCCGUUCCUGCACCCUGUCUUCCCUCAGGCCUGAGGUGGCUCUCGGCAGCUCCACCAGCUCCGCCUCUGCCUCCAGCAAGCCCCCUUUAACCUGCCUGUAGCUGUUUCGAAGCCUGUGUGCACGCUGCUGUGUUAAGAUCUGAUAGGAGAGUUGAUAUUAGUGAUUAAGAUGUGAAUAAAAGAAAAUGGGAUCGCAGCGGCCAGCCAUCAGGAGAAACCUGGACGAUCUGGUCAGUUCCGGCCAACGACAGCAGCAUAACCCUCACAUUUGUCAUCACUGAAUUCCGACACCAUAGGAUGCCCACGGCACAGCAUGCUCAUUACAGCGUGCGUGUGCGUGUGUGUGUGUGUGUGUGUGUGUGUGUGUGUGUUCAGUUCUGUCUGAAAUGUCAGGCACCCACCAGCAGCUGUGGACUGUAUACCUGUCUAAUGGGUGCUGCUGGAGUGAUGACAGCAAAUGACUUUGAGACCUCCACCAGUGACAAAGAGGUCUCCGCUAUUGAUGGAGCCGCAGCUCUGGCUCAUGUUCUCUGCUCAUAUAAGAGAAGAUGCUAAAGUGGCCAUUUUCUCACUCAGACAUCGGAAAGCCUGCGUUUCAUGAGGCUGGUGGACCCAGGGCUAUGGUCUGAUCUACGAGGAAUCUGACCCAAGGUUGGACACUUUCUCAGGCCUCAAGGCCCAGUUAGAGACCCUUCUCCUGCCAGGGCUGGCUGCGGUGAGCCAGGAGGGUUGAGGGUCUGCCAGCGUGUGGAGCUGGUCUCCAGAUGCUCUGUGUGAGAACAGGGCCCUCUGGCCUCCACACAGGAGCACAGGGCUUCAGGGGGACGGCAGGUGGAGCUCCAGCAGGACCCGGGAGUUCCCUAACUGCCCACCAGCAGGGCUCUUACCCAGGGAGACAGAGCCAUGGCCUCUUCUUGGACCGUUUCUGAAAGCUCUGCACCCCAAAAGGAGCAGAGACCUUUGUAUUGAUCGAAGGUGGGGUCACCAGGCAGGAGCCGUGGGAGCCAAGAUAGCUCCUGAUACCAGCUGAUGCCCGAGAUUCAGAGCACCCCACGGAAGCCCCAACCUCCAGCUGCUCUCAGAGGCGUGUGUCUGGGGCUCUUCCACCCUGUCUCGUUGCCAACCUGCUUUCCUCGCAUGCCAUCUUUGCAGGUUACCCAUGGAGGCUUCUGGCCCGUUCUCCUGCCUCAGUCCCGGCAGCUUGGUGAGGACUUGAAAGAGCAGAGGAGGAAGGAAUGUGCACUCAGCAGCUGCCCCUGGCCCUCACGCUCCACUGCACAGGAAGCUGUUUCCACGGUCGGCACUGUGGAUCCCAGGCCUUCGUCCCAGCUGUGGAAGGUGCAGACCUGGUAUUUCCCAGGCCAGGGCCUGCGGUGGACAGGACCAUGGCUCCGAGGGCUGAGGCCAGAGGGUGUCCCGAACUCUGUCCUCCAGGGACCACGGGGCACUGUUUGAAAGUGAGAGCUGCAGGGCCUACCUGACAAACCCUCUUACAGCUGUGACUACUACCGUGCCCUUGGGGGCGGGGUGUGGCUCAGUUGGUAGAGUACUUGCCCAGCAUGCUUGAAGCUCUGGGUUUGGUCCUUAGCACUCACAAGCUGGGCGUGACAGCGCAAGCUUGUAACCCCAGCGCUGCAAAGGUGGAGGCAGGAGCAUCAGGCAUUGGGAUUAUCCUCAGAUGCAUGUUGAGCCCAAGGCCAACAUGACACUCUGCCUAUACAACCUGUAAGUGGAGCCUGAUGUGGAGUGAUGAACAGCAUCUGCUGCUCUUGCACAGGACCUGGGUUCAGGUCCCAGCGCCCACGUGGCUGCUCCCAACUGUAUAAACUGCCAACGUGGCUGCUAUGGUAUCGUUGAGGGGGAGAUUGUUCGUGUAGAUGUAAGAGAGAGAACGGCCACAGGCAUCCAGGAGAGUCCAGAGCAGGGAGAGGAAGCAGUGGACUGCACAUGGCCAGCAGACUGGACCACGAGAGCAGCAAAGCUGAGAGAUAGAGAGAGGGAGAGGAGGAGAUUGGGAGAUAAGGACAGACAGGCAGAAAAGAGGGAGGGAGAGACAGAGACAGAGAGAGGGACAGAGACAGAGAGAGAGAAAGAUUGCAUAGCCAAACCAGCAGGGUUAUGAGGAGAAUGUGCAGUUGGGGGAGGAAAGCCCAUGAGCUGGAGAGGGGAGGACCAGGAUGCCAGUGUGGGCAGGGGAGGACCAGGAUGCCAGUGUGGGCAGGGGAGGACCAGGAUGCCAGCGUGGGCAGGGCAGGGCCAGGAUGCCAGCGUGGGCUUUGAACUGUGCAGCAGGGGCUUGUGAUACUGAGGGAGGCUGGCAGGCAGCAUGAGCUUGGCUUGCCCACAGGCACCACAGAAAACCAUUUGUCCCUUCUGCCAGUGAAAUGUCUGCUUUCGGCAGAGGGGAACCUGCCUCACAAGGUCCUGAGGAAUGCCGGCUUUUGUCUAACGCCAGAAUUUGGGGAAGUGGAGUUUCCUUUGGACCCAACAAUAACUAUCCGUAAUUCCAGUUUCAGGGGAUCCAGUGCCGUCUUCUGAUCUCUGUGAGCAGUAGGCACACAUUUAGUCACACACUAAAUACAUGCAUGCAAAACAUUCAUGCGCAUAAGUUAAAAUAAACAAAAAUCUAAAUAAAAAAUCAAGCAAGCCCAAACAAAACAACAGAAUCCCGCUCCGGCAGCGGGGCUGACUGUGGCCAGAAGUCCACCGAUCAGCAUUUGGGAGCUGGCUUUCGUGCUGGAGUGGACCUUGUGGAGAAGCAGCUGGCCCAGACCCUGUGCUCUUGUGAGUGACCCCCCACACCAGCAGGCACGCUGAGCUCGACUUGAGAGCAACUGUUUGUGACCCCUCUGAAAAUAGAAACAAAGAUUCCUCCAAGAAGUCGCAGCCCUUCAGCUGUGGGCUCUCUUCUGCCUGCCCCUGUGGGCUCAGGUCCUGUUGGAGGGUUCUGCUGUGCCCGGGGGAUGGGCUCCCUAGGAUGUGUUCCUUGGGCAUGUUCAUUGCACACGCACCCCCUCCUCACAUCUUCACAGCUGUGUGUGGGGGCUGACCCCAGGCCCCUUGGCUCCUAGGCCCCACAGCCCUCCCCUCCCCCAUCUCCAUCCCUCUGCCCCUCUGUCUGUAUGCCCUGAUGGCUCACUCAAACCCUGACUCCCUUCCCCUGAAUAAAACUUCCGUGUCA